Messenger RNA from Camponotus floridanus (Florida carpenter ant), 1655 nucleotides. RefSeq names its product aurora kinase C. Gene Ontology annotation, molecular function: ATP binding; protein kinase activity. NCBI's taxonomy places the organism in Eukaryota, Metazoa, Arthropoda, Insecta, Hymenoptera, Formicidae. Bases 181 to 1362 code for a protein of 393 amino acids. Gene Ontology annotation, cellular component: spindle midzone; chromosome passenger complex; spindle microtubule. Gene Ontology annotation, biological process: regulation of cytokinesis; protein phosphorylation; mitotic spindle organization. The transcript has 5 exons. The record is from RefSeq and is a predicted model, not a curated record.
GACUUCGAAAAACCGUUUGAGCAGAAGUUGCAAACCCUUCCGACGUUGACACAUUUCGUCAAAAGCAAAGACUUUCCAAGGAUCGUACAUAUUUUUAUUCUUGGAUAAUUAUUCAACUCGAAUUCUUAGGUCUGGAAUAAAAAAUAUCGAAAACUAUGAAAAAUAGACAGAAAACUUAAAAUGGACAAAGAAAUUGAAUCAUACCAGUUAACUACACAAGUAUUAACAGGCAACAGUUUUAAGGAUUUGCAUAUUUCCAAACCAACUCCAACAUAUAAUGUUUUAAAAAUGGAAAAUUCAAAUGAUGACAAGAAAAAAACAUGUAUGACUAACUCAACAAAAACUACAGAUCUAGAAAAAAAUAUGAAAGAAUCUGAAUUAAUGCCACCACCUAAAUCAAUUGAGUCUAGUCAAGAUCAACAAAAAUCUAAUAAUGAACAUGUAAUAACAAAAAAGAAAUCUAAUAAUGAAAAACCUAAUAAUGAUAGCAAAGAAACAAAGGAUAACAAAAGUGAUAUUCAAAAAGUUCCCAAUUCAGAUACAAAUACAAAAAAUCAAAAAGAAAAAAGAUGGGUAUUGGGAGAUUUUGAUAUUGGUCGACCUUUGGGCAAGGGAAAAUUUGGUAAUGUGUAUUUAGCCAGAGAAAAAAGAACAAAAUUUAUAAUAGCUAUGAAAGUACUUUUUAGAUCACAAAUAUCAGAUGCAAAUAUUACGCAUCAAGUAAUUAGAGAGAUAGAAAUCCAAACCCAUUUAAGGCAUCCAAAUAUUUUGAGGAUGUAUGGAUAUUUCUAUGAUGAUAAGCGAAUUUACUUAAUAUUAGAAUAUGCUCCAAAAGGAGAGCUUUAUAAGGAACUAAAUAACCAACCUAAUAAGCGAUUUGACGAAGUAAGGACAGCAACUUAUAUAGCUCAAUUAGCAGAUGCGUUAAAAUAUUGUCAUAGUAAAAGCGUUAUUCAUCGUGAUAUUAAACCAGAAAAUUUACUUCUUGGAUUAAAUGGCGAAAUAAAAGUAGCCGACUUUGGAUGGUCUGUGCACGCUCCUUCCUCUCGACGCGAUACUUUAUGUGGCACUUUAGAUUAUUUACCACCUGAAAUGGUAUCUGGCAGACCACAUAAUCAUACAGUUGAUUUUUGGAGUGUUGGAGUAUUAUGUUAUGAAUGUUUGGUUGGUAAACCUCCUUUCUAUGCAGCAACUAAUGAUGAAACUUAUAUGAACAUAAAAAAAUUGCAAUACACGUUUCCAAGUUUUGUUAGUGAAGGUGCAAGAGAUUUAAUUUCAAAGCUAAUAGUUAUUGAUCCUGAAAAAAGAUUGAAUAUGGAUGGCGUUCUUAAACAUCCUUGGAUUGUAAAAAAUCGCAAAUAAGAAAAUAUGAAUAAAAUGUAUGUGAAUUACGAUAUAAAGUUUGUUCUUUUUAACUGAACUGGUUGCACUAGUUCGGGAAGUGUACACUAAAACGUUCUUUUUUAGCAGAAGUGACGACAGAUGCUAUUGUUGUUUUUAGCAGUGCUGUUCAGUGCAACAGUACACUCGCUCUAAUCUUAAGGUAGCGCAGUAGUACAGUUUAAUAUGGUGAUGUAUUUAAACACAAAUAGCGGUUUCAUUUUUAAUUAAUAACAUUAGUUGCAAGAAAGAAAACAACAAUCAUAUAAAUAAUA